UUUUGUCAACAAAAAUACUAGCAAAAUUGAAAAAAAAAAUUAAUUGAUUAAAUGAUUUUAACCACAUGCAAUAGGAGCAAAACAGCUACAUCUUUUUUCUCUCUUAUGUUUGUGGUCUCUUAUAAGACAUUUUUGUGCAUACGCAGCCUAAAAUCACAAUUUAGGAUGGAAAAUAUGCACAUUGGGAUGCAGGCUCAGAUUUCAAGUGUUACUUUUCUUUUAAUGACCAGUUUCACAGGUGAACAGUAUUUCGUGUAAUUAGUAAUUUGUUCUAAUUAGACUGGUGAAGGCCUAUGAAAUACACUUAUCUGGACCUGUUUGGUAUGCUUGGGUUUGAGUUUUCUGGGGCUGGUUUGAGAACGUGAACACUGGGUUUUCAAACCACUUUUGUCAUUGAUCAAGGGUGGAAAAUGUUACCCUUGCUCGUUGUCUUCCUUUUUUGGAGAGAUGUUGAUGGCUUUACAGGUGGUGCUUCUUCCAGUGCCCAUCAUCAGCCAUCAGACACCUUUUCACCUCGUGCAGUCCAGUCUUCAAUGUCAGAAGAAGUGGGCUCCAGUUUGUUCAUUAAACCCCUGGAAAGCACAGAGUUUAAUCCACUCCAGUUUGUCAAAGGUGGUUUCAGCAGUUCUCAGUCAACAUCCUAUGCCCAAACUUCUCCAAGCAGCUCUGUAUCUGCUUCCUUGCUUCUGCCUGUAAAUGAAUGGCCAUUGACCAGUUUGACAUCCUCUGACCCACAGUAUGCUGCAAGUGGUUCUGGGCCUAUCAUUUCUACCCAGGGAGAAUAUAGCAAUUACCCUGCUAAGCUUGACAUCUAUGGCCAGCUCACUAGUGACGGUUUGCUUGUGUCCAGCCCCCAGGAAACUGACCAGAGCUCCCCCAGUUCUUUUGUGUCUUUAGCAUCUGGCUCUUCCUUAGAGACAUCCAGUCAGCUUCUGCCCUUGGUGGUAUCUAGCCAGUAUAGGAAUGGUCAAAACUCCCCUAGUUUCAGUUAUGAUUUAAAGUCAACAGAUGCUGCUUUACCUAGCUUAGCUCUCAAGCCUCAGGGCCCUCUGAGUUGGUAUUCCCCUGUAUCUCCUACCAAAUAUGUGAGCGUUCCCAUGUCUGCACCCCAAGCUAUGUAUAGCCAGUCCACAGAUAGCGGUUCUUCCUAUAGAGUAGUUUCACAAGUUGGUUCUCCAUCUCAAAUGGGAGUAUCUGGUCAGUUAAUGCCUCAAGGAGGAAACUUUUACAGUAGGUUGCUUCCUCAGUCUCAAGCUACCUCUAGUCAAAAUGUUCUUGGCAACUCCAAGCCUUUUUCCUCACCCCAAAGCACUCUCAGUCAGUACACCAGUGAUUUGAGUUCCCGUAAGCAGUAUACCUCUGUCUCCCAGGGCAGCUCUGGAACUAAAUUUGGGGCCUCUACUGGUACUGGUUUUGCCUCACAGGGCAUGGGCGGCUCUUACAGUGGUUUGGUCCAACCUCAAGGUACAAAACGGUUUGCUCCUGCAUCUCAAUCCUACUUGACAGGUGUGUCCUUGUCCUCACCCCAAGCUGUUACUGGUCCUUCUGUUCAAGAGUCACUAAAACGGUUGACCUCUACCUUCAUGGGCACUUCUGGCACCCAGGCAGGAUCAUCUACUCUGCAGGGAAGCGCUGCAUCUGCUGGCUCACCUCAGCUUCAAGAUACUGCUAGAUGGAUUGCCCCUGGCUCUUCAUACCCAUAUGCAAGCUUAUCCCUGUCCUCACCACAAACUGGUCCAUCUACUAGUGUCCAGGGUUUUCGGAAGCAGUUGACCUUCACAGGCACUUCUGGCACCCAGGCAGGGUCAUCUACUCUGCAGGGAAGCGCUGCAUCUGAUGGCUCACCUCAGCUUCAAGAUACUGCUAGAUGGAUUGCCCCUGGAUCUUCAUACCCAUAUGCAAGCUUAUCCCUGUCCUCACCACAAACUGGUCCAUCUACUAGUGUCCAGGGUUUUCGGAAGCAGUUGACAUCUACCUUCACAGGCACUUCUGGCACCCAGGCAGGAUCAUCUACUCUGCAGGGAAGCGCUGCAUCUGAUGGCUCACCUCAGCUUCAAGAUACUGCAAGUCAACUUACCCCUGGAUCUUCAUACCCAUAUGCAAGCUUAUCCCUGUCCUCACCACAAACUGGUCCAUCUACUAGUGUCCAGGGUUUUCGGAAGCAGUUGACAUCUACCUUCACAGGCACUUCUGGCACCCAGGCAGGAUCAUCUACUCUGCAGGGAAGCACUGCAUCUGAUAGCUCACCUCAGCUUCAAGAUACUGCAAGUCAACUUACCCCUGGGUCUUCAUACCCAUAUGCAAGCUUAUCCCUGUCCUCACCACAAACUGGUCCAUCUACUAGUGUCCAGGGUUUUCGGAAGCAGUUGACAUCUACCUUCACAGGCACUUCUGGCACCCAGGCAGGAUCAUCUACUCUGCAGGGAAGCGCUGCAUCUGAUGGCUCACCUCAGCUUCAAGAUACUGCAAGUCAACUUACCCCUGGAUCUUCAUACCCAUAUGCAAGCUUAUCCCUGUCCUCACCGCAAACUGGUCCAUCUACUAGUGUCCAGGGUUUUCGGAAGCAGUUGACAUCUACCUUCACAGGCACUUCUGGCACCCAGGCAGGAUCAUCUACUCUGCAGGAGAGGCUGCAUCUGCUGGCUCACCUCAGCUUCAAGAUACUGCUAGCUCACCCCUGGCUCAGCUUGCAACCACAAACUGAUACUGCUAGUCAACUUGACCCCCUGGCACUGGUCCAUCUACUAGUGUCAGGGUCUUCAUACCCAUGGGCUGCAAGCUUAUCCUUGUCCUCACCACAAACUGGUCCAUCUACUAGUGUCCAGGGUUUUCGGAAGCAGUUGACAUCUACCUUCACAGGCACUUCUGGCACCCAGGCAGGAUCAUCUACUCUGCAGGGAGCUGCAUCUGAUGGCUCACCUCAGCUUCAAGAUACUGCUAGUCAACUUACCCCUGGCUCUUCAUACCCAUAUGCAAGCUUAUCCCUGUCCUCACCACAAACUGGUCCAUCUACUAGUGUCCAGGGUUUUCGGAAGCAGUUGACAUCUACCUUCACAGCUUCAAGAUACUGCAAGUCAACCCCUGGAUCUUCAUACCCAUAUGCAAGCUUAUCCCUGUCCUCACCACAAACUGGUCCAUCUACUAGUGUCCAGGGUUUUCGGAAGCAGUUGACCUCUACCUUCACAGGCACUUCUGGCACCCAGGCAGGAUCAUCUACUCUGCAGGGAAGCGCUGCAUCUGAUGGCUCACCUCAGCUUCAAGAUACUGCAAGUCAACUUACCCCUGGAUCUUCAUACCCAUAUGCAAGCUUAUCCCUGUCCUCACCACAAACUGGUCCAUCUACUAGUGUCCAGGGUUUUCGGAAGCAGUUGACAUCUACCUUCACAGGCACUUCUGGCACCCAGGCAGGAUCAUCUACUCUGCAGGGAGGCACUGCUUCUGCUGGCUCACCUCAGCUUCAAGAUACUGCAAGUCAACUUACCCCUGGAUCUUCAUACCCAUAUGCAAGCUUAUCCCUGUCCUCACCACAAACUGGUCCAUCUACUAGUGUCCAGGGUUUUCGGAAGCAGUUGACAUCUACCUUCACAGGCACUUCUGGCACCCAGGCAGGAUCAUCUACUCUGCAGGGAGGCACUGCUUCUGCUGGCUCACCUCAGCUUCAAGAUACUGCAAGUCAACUUACCCCUGGAUCUUCAUACCCAUAUGCAAGCUUAUCCCUGUCCUCACCACAAACUGGCCCAUCUACUAGUGUCCAGGGUUUUCGGAAGCAGUUGACAUCUACCUUCACAGGCACUUCUGGCACCCAGGCAGGAUCAUCUACUCUGCAGGGAAGCGCUGCAUCUGAUGGCUCACCUCAGCUUCAAGAUACUGCAAGUCAACUUACCCUGGCUCUUCAUACCCCCAUAUGCAAGCUUAUCCCUGUCCUCACCACAAACUGGUCCAUCUACUAG
Puntigrus tetrazona (Sumatra barb) is the source of this 3950-nucleotide messenger RNA. Its product is annotated as mucin-17-like. Lineage: Eukaryota; Metazoa; Chordata; Actinopteri; Cypriniformes; Cyprinidae. The record is from RefSeq and is a predicted model, not a curated record. The coding region runs from base 411 to 3950 and encodes 1179 amino acids. The transcript has 6 exons.